UACAGUCUGGAAUGGACGCUUGGGCCUCUCGGGCCGCACUGUCACUUGACACUUGUCACUUUUUUAGCCGCUCGACCACCAUACAAAAAUUAACUUUAAUCAAUUUUCCAAUUAUCGAUAUGCACCAACUGCACUCGUAAAUCUGGCUGGUCUUGCAAAACGCGCACAACAUGCGAGCAGUAGGAUAAACGCAAAUAAGCAGCUAGCAGGAACGAGCAAUGACGCAGAGCCAUCUGGAUUUUGCUCGCUGCAUUCCGAAUAUUUGCGCUUGUUGUCGCGAAUCCGUCGCGAAUAACAUAGCCGUCCACUUGUACACCUACCUAUACAUAUGCGUAUAGAUGCUUCUUAUGCCAUCGACUGCCCGAGUUUAGCUCCUUUUUCGCCUUAUUCCGCUUCGCUCUGCCUAGGAACUUCAAUUUUUCGUGAAAAAUUUUUUUUUUGCAAAUUUAGUGCACGAUGAAGUUUUUUCUUCGUUAUUGCUCGUAAUGCGUCGAAAUCGUAAUUUUAACAAUAGCCGCCGGAGAAUAGAAAAUCAACUGAAUGCAACGACCUGGAGCUAAAUCGAAAAAUUCGAAUCGAUUCGAUUAUUCUUCUCGACAAACGUUGGACAAAUUUGAAAAAUUGCGGGGGAGGUAUGCGAGCACAUUUCACGUCGAUGCUGCAGUGUUGCAUUAGUCCACAUACGUUAGCUGCUGCUCUUGUGUGACGUUGUGUGUAUAUGUGUGUGCACAGAAUUACGGGGUCGGUUGCGCGCGCAUAUAUCGCGAAUUCGAAGAUAUGCACUGCACGCACACAAGUGCAGAUCGUUCAACCGACCCGAUGCGACGUCUAUUGCAUUGAGCUCUACGAGUCAAAGUCCACAGAGUAUAAAGGCGCGCAGCUUAUCAGCGCCGGCGACUCUGAAUUACAUCUUCCGAACUUGAUUGCCGCCGAGGCGGCUUAUUUGAACAGAGGCCGAAUUCCGAAAGCCAGUCCGUUCGCGGAUGAUUGUUGAAAGUCCAAUGCAGAUGCACUCAUAGCGACGCAGAUUUCAAAAAUUUUGCGCCAUAACAUCUUGAAUAGACUGUCUGCUGGAUGUCGCUCCGUGUUGUUGCGCUGUUGUUGCGAGACCGCUUGUUGUAUGACAGCAAGAGAGAUGGAGCUACAGAUGAAAAAAUGGCGUUCCACGUUAAAAAGCAAAGCUGCUGCACGCGCAGUGUUUACGUGCGGAGCUGAUCACCGUCUUCCUAACCCGAACCCAAUCGAGGUUAACCGUGCCGUCCAGAACUUCAAUAACAAAGUCCACUUGUCAGAAGAAAAUUGUUGCAACUCACUCGAUCGUGAACCAAAUACGACAAAAUGUACAAGCUCAAGCCGGUGAUCGAUCUGCCUAAGAAGGUUGAGCUGCCCGAGGGUGUCGUUUACAAGAUGCCAAAAAUUCUGGGCGUUCAGGAUGACGUCGCGGAGAUGGACGUCGAAUUGCCAGCUGGCUGGGAAUACGUCGACGACGACUGCAUGCCACAGGAAGUGGAUCCACAGAUUAAUUUGUUGGAGAAUAAACAAAUGUUAAUUCUUCAAGAGUUAUGCGAGUUAAAAUUGGAAAUAGAAUAUCUUAGUACAGCUGCACGAUUGGCUGACAUUUCAAAACCACCCCCUUAUGUACGAGAUACUCCAGAAUAUAUAGGCUUUUUAAAACAGGAACCGGUAGAAACUGAAAUAAUUGUAUAUGCCAAUCCUAACAGUCCUCCAUACUUUCUACUGGCUUUGCAACGACUGUGGGAUGAUACAAGAUUUAAUGUACAAAUUUACCAACACUCAUCAGUUCUUGCUGUAGCAAAUAACCAUUUCCAGGAAUAUUUAUUAAAAGAUACUGGAAAAACUUAUGUUCACAAUAUUGAUGUGAAACUCAUUUGGAAAAAUGUUUCAGAUAUUCAACUUGUCACCAAAGUCUAUGAUUAUCCUUUGGAAGGAGAAGCUAAUAUUUUACGCUAUCUAACCAGAUUAAUUCCAAAGUAUCUUUAUGAAAACUCCAAUGCUCUAGACCAAACCUCUACCAAUGACAGUGUACUGGACUACUGUUAUUUUUCAACUUUUGAAGAGACUAUAAACUUGAAACCUCUCUGUAUUAAAUUAAGUGACCAACUAAAAAAUGGAAAGUGGCUCACAAAAUCUAACAACCCAUCAAUCAUUGAUGUUGCAUUAUGGUCGGUCUUAAAACGACUUUCACAAGACAAAAUUCCUAAAGAAUUAAAAAGCUGGUAUGACUCAUGUGAAAAGACAUUUUUAUCAAAUUAAUGAUUGUUAAUAAAA
This is a messenger RNA of Trichogramma pretiosum, 2289 nucleotides long. RefSeq lists its product as uncharacterized. The transcript has 4 exons. Gene Ontology annotation, cellular component: aminoacyl-tRNA synthetase multienzyme complex. Lineage: Eukaryota; Metazoa; Arthropoda; Insecta; Hymenoptera; Trichogrammatidae. The record is from RefSeq and is a predicted model, not a curated record. Bases 1339 to 2274 code for a protein of 311 amino acids.